Messenger RNA from Fusarium pseudograminearum CS3096, 807 nucleotides. RefSeq lists its product as uncharacterized. The transcript is spliced from 2 exons. Lineage: Eukaryota; Fungi; Ascomycota; Sordariomycetes; Hypocreales; Nectriaceae. The record is from RefSeq and is a predicted model, not a curated record. Gene Ontology annotation, molecular function: oxidoreductase activity. Bases 1 to 807 code for a protein of 268 amino acids.
AUGCCUUCCACUCAUGCUGUCUAUCCCAGCCUGCGGGACAAGACAGUGCUUAUUACCGGCGGCGCAGAAGGUAUAGGUUCUGCGACCGUGGAACUCUUUUCUCUACAGGGCAGUCAAGUCAUCUUUAUCGACAUUGCUGAAGACUCAGCCCAGAAAACGAUUGACCGAGUGGUUUCUCGGCAAAAAGAUAGCAAUUCUCCCAUCAAACCACCAAUCUUUUACAAGUGCAGCGUUGCAGAUCUACCUGAAUUGCAGGAAACUGUCAAGAUCAUCCAGAAUAAACAUGGCGCGGUACAUGUACUGGUAAAUAAUGCAGCGGCCGCUGGAAACAGAGCUAGACUUACCACGGAGAAUGUCACCUCAGACGACUGGGACUUCAACGUCAAUACCAACCUUCGGCAUGUUUUCUUUCUCACUCAAGCAGUUAUCCCAGCUAUGAAGGAGGCAGGCAGUGGAAGUAUCAUUAAUCUCGGUUCCAUUACUUGGCGUAUCCCCGCCGCCGGUACUCCAGUCUAUGGUGCUUGCAAAGCCGCUAUUAUGGGCCUCACGCGUACUCAGAGCAAAGAAUAUGGCAAACACAACAUCCGCAUCAACAGCGUCAUGCCUGGAGCCAUUGCGACGCAGCGACAGAGAGACGAAGUUCUUACGCCCGAGUAUCGUGAGGAGGUGAUGCGGGGCCAGAGCUUACAGCGGGAUCUCGAGCCCGAAGAGGUGGCCAAGGUGAUUGUGUUCUUGGGUAGCGACGAAGCCAGCGGCGUUACGGGGAGUUCUUAUGUUGUUGAUGGGGGCUGGUGCAGCGAUCCUUGA